Messenger RNA from Sebastes umbrosus (honeycomb rockfish), 3050 nucleotides. Its product is annotated as tripartite motif-containing protein 16-like. The record is from RefSeq and is a predicted model, not a curated record. The transcript has 2 exons. Gene Ontology annotation, molecular function: zinc ion binding; protein binding. Bases 383 to 2053 code for a protein of 556 amino acids. Lineage: Eukaryota; Metazoa; Chordata; Actinopteri; Perciformes; Sebastidae.
UUACAUUGCAAGUCUUCCAGUUUAAUUCUGUAGUUCUGAAUCUGAAAGACAGACUAUAACUGAGGACUAAAGACACACAGCAACUCUCAAACCGCUCCACUUCCUGAAAUGAAGCACAACUUUUACAAACCCCACCCAGACUUUAUUUACUGGCAAGGCGAGGCUCCUCUCGCUCAAAGUCUAUUCAGCUCAGAGUUGUCAUUCCCUCCCCUUUCACAGAUCUGCCCGUUUACAGAUGGGUGCAAACACCAUGUGAUCAAAUGUAAGAGAUGGAACGCUCAUACACUGCAGAUCAGUGGACAAACAUUGAGGAAAUGAGCACAGCAUUUAUCUGGUAACAGAGAGUGAAACUUACAGACAUUCACUGUCGUCUAGAGGAGAAAUGGCGCAGCAAGUGAUUCUGGAUCGAGACAAACUGAGCUGUUCAAUCUGUCUGGAUCUUCUAAAGGAUCCGGUGACUAUUCCCUGUGGGCACAGCUACUGCAUGAGCUGUAUUAAAGACUGCUGGGGUGAGGAGCAUGAGACGAAGACACACAGCUGCCCUCAGUGCAGGCAAAGCUUCACACCGAGGCCUGUCCUGGUGAAAAGUACCAUGUUAGCAGAGUUUGUGGAGGAACUGAAGAAAGCAGGACCUCAAGCUGCUUCACCUGAUCAUUCCUCUGCUGGACCUGGAGACGUGGCCUGUGAUUACUGCUCUGGGAUGAAGGUGAAAGCCCUUAAGUCCUGUCUGGUGUGUAUGGCCUCUUACUGUGAGCAGCACCUCCAGCCUCACUACAAUGUAGCUCCAUUAAAGAAACAUAAGCUGGUUGAGGCCACUUUAAAGCUCCAGGAGAACAUCUGCUCUCAGCAUGACGAGGUGAUGAAGAUUUUCUGCCGCACUGAUCAGAAGUGCAUCUGCUAUCUCUGCUCCAUGGAUGAUCAUAAAGGUCAUGACACAGUCUCCGCUGCAGCAGAGAGAGCUGAGAAGCAGAAGGAGCUCGGGGCGAGUCGGCAAGAAAUCCAACAGAGAGUCCAGGACAGAGAGAAAGACGUGAAGGUGCUUCAGCAGAGGGUGGAGGCUUUCAAUCUUUCUGCUGAUGAAGCUGUGAGAGACAGUGAGAAGAUCUUCACUGAGCUGAUCCGUCUCAUUGAGAAAAGAAGCUCCGAAGUGAAGCAGCAGAUCAGAUCCCAGCAGACAACUCAAGUGAGUCGAGCUAAAGAGCUUGAGGAGAAGCUGCAGCAGGAGAUCACUGAGCUGCGGAGGAAAGACACUGAGCUGGAGACGCUCUCACACACAGAGGAUCACCUCCAUUUCCUAAACAACUACCCCUCGCUGUCACGUCUGAGUGAAUCUGAAGACGUUCCCAGCAUUGAUAUCUGUCCUCUGCGCUCCUUUGAGGAUGUGACAGUGGCGGUGUCAGAGGUCAGAGAUAAACUGCAGGUUGUUCUGAGUGAGGAGUGGGGAAAGAUCUCUCUAGCAGUGAUUGAAGUGGAUGUUUUACCGCCUCAAGCAGAGCCCAGGACCAGAGCUGAGUUUAUGAAAUAUUCUUCUCAAAUCACACUGGAUCCAAAUACAGCACACUACAAUUUGUCAUUGAGUAACAGGGACAGAAAAGCAACAUUAAUGGAAGAAGAACAGUUAUAUUUGGAUCACCAAGACAGAUUUGGUCAAUGGAGUCAGGUCCUGAGUAGAGAGGGUCUGACUGGACGCUGUUACUGGGAGGUGAAACGGAGUGGGAGAGUUUUUAUAGCAGUUGCAUACAAGGAUAUUAGAAGAACAGGCACCAGAGAAGAAUGUGGAUUUGGAUAUAAUGACAAAUCUUGGUCAUUAGACUGUUACAGUAGUAAUUAUAGAUUCAGACACAACAGUAUUUCUACUUCCGUCUCAGGCCCUCAGUCCUCCAGAAUAGGAGUUUACCUGGAUCACAGGGCAGGUACUCUGUCUUACUACAGCGUCUCUGAAACCAUGACUCUCCUCCACAGAGUCCAGACCACGUUCACUCAGCCUCUCUAUGCUGGAAUUAUGAUUCCAAAUAGUGAUGGAGACACUGCUGAGCUGUGUGAGCUCAAGUAGACAAGAGUUUAAUGAGUGAUUCAUCUCUGUACAGUAAAUGUUGAGGUGUGUCUGCACUGCAGAGAUCAAACAUAGUGGGUGGGACUUUUUUCUUCUAUUUUAAUUCAAUGAAAUGAUGAAAACUUUUUUUUAUUUGCUACAUAGAGAUUAUUUGUUGAAAUUUGAUUAUUAUGUUAUAUUUACUAAACAUUUUCCUUAUAUACUGUGCAUGGAAAAUAUUGCAUAUGCAAAAUGAAUGUAAUAUAGAUUUUAAAAAAGAGUAAUGUUUACUUUUUACUGCUCUACAUACUGCUGUCUGUUCUGAUAUUGUAAAAUCACAUCACAUUUUUUUGUAAAUGUAAUUUGUUCUGAAAAAUUGCUAAUCAUCUUUUUGAGAGUGAAUUCAAGUGUCUUUACAUGGUUAAUUUUUUUUUUAUUAAAAGUUAAUGUUCAAAAUCCGACAAAUAAAUAGCCUAAGUAAAUAAAUUGUUGACUUGUCACACUCUAUAUUAUUCCUUUCACAAAAAUCUGUUGUUUUCCAACUUAAUUUCUGUCCAACUAAUCAGUUUUUUUCAAGAUAUUUUGGUAACAGACAAACGCACAGGGAGAUUAAUGAAGACAAAUAAGCUCCAAAACUUUGGCUUUUUUUGCAACGGAAAACAUGUCAAGACAAUAUUUCAGCAGAAUGUGUUAAAUGAAAAAUAAAUACUUUCUUUUUUUAUAUAUAUAGGGAUUAAACAAUCUUGUUUGUUGAAGUUUGAUGUUAUAUUUAGGAUCCUAAACAUUUUCACUAUAUUCUGUGCAUGGAAAAUAUUGCAUAUGCAAAAUGUCUGACGAAAAAUCUGUUUUUUUUCUACUUAAAAUUGAAUUUGGUUAUUAUAUAAAUGGGCUUGAUUAUGUAAAACAAAAACCUACAAAAUUAAAAAAAAGUCAUGUAUGUAAAAAUGUGUAAAUGUAUUUGGGUUUGGAUUUUUGAGCAUCUGCCAAAUGAAUGUAAUAUAAUUUAUUUUUAAAAUAA